AUGAGCAACUGUUGCGUGAAAGGUUUCAAGUGGGAUGGACAGCCCCAAGGUCGAGUGGAAACGACCUCAUCUGGUGCAUCGACAUAUGUAACGGGCUCCAAUCCAGAAGCCUCGAUCCUUCUUAUCCACGACCUCUUUGGUUGGACAUUUCCCAACACCAGAUUAUUGGCAGACGCGUACGCAGAGGAGGCAAACGCCACCGUCUACGUCCCUGACUUCUUCGGCGGCGAAGUGCUAUCAUCCGAUAUCCUAUCCAAGGACACAUCUGAAUGGGGACCGCUCGAUCUUCCAGCCUUUACAGCCAGAAAUAGCAAAGAAGUCCGCGAGCCCGAGAUCUUCGCCUUUGCAAGAGAGUUGCGAGCAAAGUACCAACGCGUCGGCGCCAUCGGAUUCUGCUACGGCGGCUGGGUCGUAUUUCGUCUCGGUGCUAGGGAAAGCGGAGGGUUAGUGGAUUGUAUUUCCACCGCACAUCCGUCCUGGCUCACUAAGGGGGAAAUUGACAAUGUUGAUGUGCCGGUGCAAAUCCUGGCACCGGAGAUUGAUCCAGUGUUUACGCCGGAGUUAAAGGAUUGGUGUAACCGCGUUAUCCCGUCGCUAGGACUUGACUACGACUAUCAGCAUUUCCCGGCUCUGGAUCAUGGGUUUGCCAUUAGAGGUAACAAGGAGAAUGAGGCUGAGUUGAAGGGUCUCGUUCGGGCGAAGAAUGCUGCUGUUUAUUGGUUCAAGCAGUACCUUCACUGA
Molecule: messenger RNA, 741 nt
Organism: Penicillium cataractarum
Lineage: Eukaryota; Fungi; Ascomycota; Eurotiomycetes; Eurotiales; Aspergillaceae
Product: dienelactone hydrolase family protein
Exons: 2
Coding region: 1-741 (246 amino acids)
Molecular function (GO): hydrolase activity
Source: RefSeq, a predicted model, not a curated record